Lynx canadensis (Canada lynx) is the source of this 645-nucleotide messenger RNA. Its product is annotated as coiled-coil domain-containing protein 169-like. Bases 1 to 645 code for a protein of 214 amino acids. The transcript has a single exon. The record is from RefSeq and is a predicted model, not a curated record. NCBI's taxonomy places the organism in Eukaryota, Metazoa, Chordata, Mammalia, Carnivora, Felidae.
AUGGGGGACAGAAGAGGUGAUAACCUCGAAAGUAGGGACAUUGACUGCCUUAAAUUGGAGUUAAUGGAAGAAAUCCACAUGAGAGACUUAGUACAGCUUUCGAUACUUGAAUUAAGACAGGAGAUAGUGAAACUGGAAGCCAAACUCAAUACUGAAAAUAAAGGUGGUGAAUGGAAAACACGUUAUGAAGUCCAACUUGGACUGAAUGAUCAUCUAGUAAAGCAAAUUGCUACUCUCAAAGAGAAAAUGGAAAAACUCCAUGGAGAUCCUUCAGAUAGACUAUCUUCUAUUCGUGUCUAUGAGCGAAUGUCAGUGGAAUCCUUAAAUACAUUACUUAAACAGUUAGAAAAAGAAAAAAGGAGUCUUGAAAAUCAAGUGAAAAAUUGUGCACUUAGAUUGGAACAAGAGUCAAAGGCUUACCACAAAACCAGUGAUGAAUGCCGUACAUACCUAGCUGAAAUGUCUCAGAUCUCUAGCUCACACCAAGUUUCUAAAAGGCAACAGAUGGAUCAACUUCAUAGAAUGAAACAGAAUCAUGUGAAAACAGGAAGAUGUAAUCCAACUAAUCAGAAGAUAGUAAAUGCCAAGAAAGGACCAGCAAAAAAGAUUACAAGAUCAAACCAUUUUCCAAAACUCAAUCUGUGA